Racocetra persica is the source of this 689-nucleotide messenger RNA. NCBI's taxonomy places the organism in Eukaryota, Fungi, Glomeromycota, Glomeromycetes, Diversisporales, Gigasporaceae. The record is from the annotation of a GenBank genome assembly.
UAAUCCAAAAUUAUCUCCCCCUUCUCCAAAAAAAAUACCAACUUGACCUGGUUAUUGCUAAUGUUGAAAAUACUACUCACGGCAAAGGAAUUUCUUACGAACAUUAUCAGGAAUUAAAAAAUUACGGGAUUAAUAUUAUGACUUCGGGCAACCAUAUUUUUAAUCUUGAAGAAACCCAAAAAUUUAUUCAAGAGGUUCCGGAUUUACUACGACCGUUGAACUCCAAUCCUUACCAUCCUGGUGUGGGAACUGUCCUUAUUAAUUGCCAAGGAAAAAGGAUUCGUAUUACCAACUUAAUUGGCACAACUUUUAUGCCUAUGGCAGCUGAAAAUCCUUACUUUGCUCUAAAAAAAAUAAUCGACUUACAAGACUGCGAUAUUCAUUUGGUCGAUUUUCAUGCUGAAGCUACGGCAGAAAAAAUGGCCCUAACCUGGCAUUUUGACGGAAAAAUAAGUGCUUUGUGGGGAACCCAUACUCACGUGCAAACCGCUGAUGAACGAAUACUCCCAAACGGCACCGCCUUUAUUACGGAUUUAGGCCUGACAGGACCUUACGGAGGGAUUAUUGGGGCUCAACCAGAAACAAUCAUCCGCCGGGCCAAGGACGCAUUACCCAGCAAAAUGCUUCCUUAUGAGGAUAACGGUCAAUUUAACGGAAUUAUUUUAGAAAUUGAUGAUACUAGCAAUAAA